AUGCCUGACUUUCUUUCCACGAAAAUGAUGCGGAGACGCCUUCACAUGCUGCCCUUUUUCAUCCUGAACCUGACGUUGGCUAUUCUAAACUCGGCUAUUGCGAGAUACGCCAUCCUUCUGCGAGACCGAGCGCGAUGGGAAAUCACAGAACCCGAGAAUGUCAAUCUUGCCGUCUCAUUCCAACAGCUCAUGGGAUCUGUCCACGGAACUGCAUUGCUUGGUGAAAUUUCUUCGGUCUUUUCUACCAUCGUUGGUCUUAUACUUGUGGUUUACCCAAGUUUCCCGCGCGAAAGGUACAAUUUUCGGGAACUCUAUGUGGUUUUCGUGCAAUGUAUUUCGCUUCUGCUUAUCAUAAUCACCGGGAUCAUAGUUGCAGCCUGUGUAAGCGGGUUCAAAUACACUUUUACAAGGCUGCAGGGUGAUGAUAGAAUCUCGUAUUAUUCUAUCAUGUAUUAUGGUGGCAUUGGAGAAGCCGUUCUUGCGGCUCUUGUGAUCAUUAUACCUUAA
Molecule: messenger RNA, 507 nt
Organism: Aspergillus affinis
Lineage: Eukaryota; Fungi; Ascomycota; Eurotiomycetes; Eurotiales; Aspergillaceae
Exons: 1
Coding region: 1-507 (168 amino acids)
Source: RefSeq, a predicted model, not a curated record